AUGUCUCUAGAAGCGCAACAUCUGGGGUUAUCCUCGUUAAAUCCACUAUUAUUAAGGUUUUGGUGUUUGUAUGCGAUUCUUAAGCUGCCAUUAUGGAAGUAUCUUUGGUUUCCCUUUGGGAACUUUAUAUCGCUAGGGUUCUGGAUAGUGCUAUGCAGUGAGAUAUGCAAACAGUUUCAGGCCACAUUAGAACAGCAUGAUCUAUGGAAGGUGCAGAACUAUCGAGCACACAGCCAUACAGCUGGUUCAAGGUGGGGGUAUGGGAUUACGGAAUUUUUCAGGAACAUAAAGGAUCGUAAGGAGAAGGAUCUGUUUCUGUUUGGGAAAUGCACGCAGACAGUUUUAGAACUCAGUAGUAACUGGGAGUUUCCAUGUGUUAUCGACAGUAUAUUCUCAAGUCUUCUCCUUUGGGUUGAUGCAUUUACGAACGAUGAAACGCAUGGCAUCCUUUCGACUUUCAGGUCUUAUUUCCCGGAGAAAGGGCCUGCAGAGGAUUACGAUAUGCUGGAUGAUGUACUGAGAGACGCAAAAACAACCAAGGGUUGA
Molecule: messenger RNA, 546 nt
Organism: Eremothecium cymbalariae DBVPG#7215
Lineage: Eukaryota; Fungi; Ascomycota; Saccharomycetes; Saccharomycetales; Saccharomycetaceae
Exons: 1
Coding region: 1-546 (181 amino acids)
Source: RefSeq, a predicted model, not a curated record